Messenger RNA from Galeopterus variegatus (Sunda flying lemur), 1217 nucleotides. It is a transcript of the gene TAGLN3, whose product is annotated as transgelin 3. Bases 275 to 874 code for a protein of 199 amino acids. The record is from RefSeq and is a predicted model, not a curated record. The transcript is spliced from 4 exons. Gene Ontology annotation, molecular function: protein binding. Lineage: Eukaryota; Metazoa; Chordata; Mammalia; Dermoptera; Cynocephalidae.
GGGAGGCUCCAGCCCCCCUGGACCGGCCGAGGCUUUAUUCUAGAGUCGCUGGAGCGUGGCUGCGUUUUUCUUUCCCGUGUGUAGGUGAAACCCCAUUGACUUCAUUGGCUCCUUGAUUUAAACCACGCCCGGCUUUCUGCCCGCUUCGCUGCUACUGCGGGGCCCGGCCGCCCAGCCCCAGCCCAGCCCCGUUCGCAGGGAGCCCGGGGGCUGCCGCUGCUGCUGCUGCUGCUAUUGUGUGGAUGCCGCGCGGGUCCUCUCUUCUCUUCCAGAAAUGGCUAACAGGGGCCCGAGCUACGGCUUAAGCCGAGAGGUGCAGGAGAAGAUCGAGCAGAAAUAUGACGCGGACCUGGAGAACAAGCUGGUGGACUGGAUCAUCCUGCAGUGCGCCGAGGACAUAGAGCAUCCGCCCCCCGGCAGGGCCCAUUUUCAGAAAUGGUUGAUGGACGGGACGGUCCUGUGCAAGCUGAUAAACAGUUUAUACCCACCAGGACAAGAGCCCAUUCCCAAGAUCUCAGAAUCAAAGAUGGCUUUUAAGCAGAUGGAGCAGAUCUCCCAGUUCCUAAAGGCUGCGGAGAUCUAUGGCGUCAGGACCACUGACAUUUUUCAGACGGUGGAUCUAUGGGAAGGGAAGGACAUGGCAGCCGUGCAGAGGACCCUGAUGGCUCUAGGCAGCGUUGCAGUCACCAAGGAUGAUGGCUGCUACCGGGGAGAGCCAUCCUGGUUUCACAGGAAAGCCCAGCAGAACCGGAGAGGAUUUUCAGAGGAGCAGCUUCGCCAGGGACAGAAUGUAAUCGGCCUGCAGAUGGGCAGCAACAAGGGAGCCUCCCAGGCGGGCAUGACCGGGUACGGGAUGCCCAGGCAGAUCAUGUGAGAUGCCGCACGGGCCUGCCCUCAGCAGAGAGGACAGACGCUCUGCACCAAGGUCUCCGUGAAAAAGAAAUAGUUAGUCACCUUCUGACCUUCUCCUCUUUCUCAAAGCCUCCUGUCCCUGGUUUUUGCAAGUGCUGCAUUUCUGCUGAGAACCCAUGUUGCCUACUGCUGCCACCUUCUGUUCAUUUAGAACUAUGCAAAGACUCCGCUUCCUCUUCCUGAGCUCCUUCUUUGCCCUAAAGUCUUCGUUUAUUUGAUUAUUUAUUUAUUUAUUUAUUUGCCAAAAAUUCCCUUCCUCACCUUACAGAACGCACCUAAUAAACAAAUUAGUCUUGUGUCUUAAA